This is a messenger RNA of Durusdinium trenchii, 2187 nucleotides long. Lineage: Eukaryota; Dinophyceae; Suessiales; Symbiodiniaceae. The record is from the annotation of a GenBank genome assembly.
CCUUGAUGCAAAAUAGUUGCACCUGGAACCGGAACAAGUGUUGAUCACAGUGGCCGGUCCGUUGCCUGCCAUGAAACUGAGACUGUUGCUGCUUCUCUAUCUAUGUCGAUGUCAAGCUGAUGAAGACUUCUCAGUACACUCGAUGCUCCAGGCUGCUUCAGGACAAGACCUGCCUGCAGCCUGUGUGAAUGAAUCAGCAGCUCUUCAAUGGUAUGAUGGGUUCACGGCAGCUGUCGAUACCAUGAUGCAUCGCACAAAGCGAACAAUGCAAUUGGGGCUCACAUCCAUGGCAAAUGGGGUGCUCAUGCUCACUGAAAGCCCUUGUGGAGACUUUGCCGCUUUGCGAGGGCAGGCGGAAAGGUUGAAAGUUCUUGCCAGCACGCGCAGCUUGGCUGGCCUGGAUGCAACUGUGCGGUACGAACCCUUAAAAUCCCUUUCCGUGGGUGGCAUUGAUGUGCAUGGUGAAUUGAACGCCAUGCUGGUUGCUUGGCGAAUGAGCCACGGGCCAGAAGCGGUGGGCAAGACGUUGGCCAGGUUUUUCGGUCUUUUCUCAGAAGACACUGAUGAUGGGAGCAGCGAUGUGCCUGAAGCAGAACUGCAGACGACCGCACACAGCCCAGGUGCAUUGCAACGAACUCCCUCAUUUUGGUCUUCUCUUCUUAAUUCUGCGUUUGGAAGGCUGAGCGACAAGAGCCAACCUGUCUCACCAGCAUGCCUCACUGAUGGCAUAGCGCAGUUGAAUGCGGAUAAGUUUGAUGAGGCCUUUGGCCGCAUGAUGCAGAAAACCCAACGAAGUAUGCAGCAUGGAUUGAAGAUUCUCGCUUUAGCUGUGGACUCCUUGCUCUCAAGCCUUGAAGAGCAUGUGAGUUGUCAGCAACCACUACGAGCUGCGGCUGGGGCUGGGCGUCUGCGGGCUGCUGCAAACCGCCUUGAAACACUAGUUGGUACAAGAUCACUAGUGAAUCCUGGCACCAAUGUCAAAUAUGAAGCAAUGCAGCUCCUGAAAAUUGGUGAGGUCGAUGUUCACCGGGAGCUGAACAAGUUGAUUACCUCGUGGAUUCAAGAUAGAAGUCCUGACGAUGUCGGCAUUGGUCUUGCAGAAUUCCUUGAAGACUUUCGAGAGGAAGAGGAGGAAGACAGUCAGGACGCAGAAACAAGAGGAACAGUGCAGGAGCUUUCUGAGGCACUUGCUGAUGCGGUGUCUGGAGCAGGAGGCUGUGCCACAGGCAGCGCUGCAAACUGCUUUGAAGAUGCCGCCCUACAGUCCUUCGCGCAGGAGGUGGAUGGGGCGAUAGAGCGCAUGCUGAAGAAAAGACGGAAAACCAUGCAACAGGGACUCAAAGAAUUGUCCGAUGCGGUUGACAAGGUUUUCGCAGGUUCUUUGCCGUUUUGCCAGCAGUGCGCUGGCUUGCUUGUCAUUAGGAAAGGUGCACGCAAGGUAAAGCAUUUGACUCGAAAAAUGGUGGUUGACUAUGGCACAUAUAUCAAGUACGAGGCCUUGAAAUCACUGGAAGUUGGUGGAGUGCCAGUACAUGCCGAGCUGAACUCGUUCCUGGCAGCCUGGAAGUUAAGAGGUCUCAAAGAAGCUGGCAUUCCGCUAGGCGUUCUCUUCCAGCGUUUCUCGCAAAUCUCGGGACAUGAUGAGUUUUGAGCAAAAGAAUUAUGUGCUACUGGCUGCUGGCUUUUUCUUAGCGUGACGGAGAGUGGGUAGUUUGCACUUUUUUGAGAGAGAUGAACAGUCACCAAACGUGGCGCUGAGCUAUUGUAGUUGUGUUUGAAUUUGCGAGAGGGAGCUCCUGCAACAAUUUCGGAGUAUCACAUACAGCCACGGACACGGGUGUUUGUGAGUCUCCUUGAUGACCUUUACAUAUCAAUAUGAUGCUGUUUUUUCAUGUCAUGUUAUUUGCCGUGCCGAGACUGGCGUGCAGCACUUUAUGUCUGCUUCUUUUGGGAACACGCGACUGUGACAGGUCUAGUCACUAGUUCUGGUAGGUGCUUCUCAACAGAAUUGAAUGCAAGGGGGUACGACCGAAGACUGCAGACUCCUCCAGAAAAGCUUUGCUCAUUGGAAGGGCAGGGUAAGUAAGCACCCGAGGCUUGCUUCCCAAGACACCAACAGAACAAGGCACCCUUCAGGGACAUGGGUUCCAAGCACAAACAAAGAAGAUCUUUGGCCGCAGUAUAUAG